AUGCUCCACUCGUCUGAACCUCAACAACAGAGCGACAAUACGAAGAAGAGCAAUGUCUUUCUUCCACCUCCGAAGUAUCAUCAACUCACAGCAAGUAACACUGUGAACACUACAAGCGGUAGUAGUAGUAACAGUAACAACACUCAUGUGGGAAGAUCCACUGUACGUCUGAAACGACCACAACAACAACUACCAGUAAACGUCGGAAUCAGCAGCAUCAACAGCACAAAUGCCACAUCAACGUCUUUCGGAAAAAGCAGCAAUACUUCGCUAGAGAGUUUACUGAGUAAAUUGAAUGAGGAACAGAGGAGAGCUGUUUGUUCUCGGAAUGAUCAAGUGAUUGUAAUGGCCGGACCAGGAACAGGAAAAACAUCCGUCAUUACCUACAGAAUUUUUUACUUGGUGCAUGAAAUGAAAGUCGAUCCAAUAAAAAUUUGUGCUCUCACGUUUUCCAAGGCAGCGGCGAAUGAAAUGAAGGAGAGAGCAGGACGACUGGAUGAACGAUUGAAAAAUGUAACCUUUAGUACUUUUCACUCCAAAGGUCUAGCUUUAUUACGGAAACACAAACUGGUGAAACAAUUUUACAAGAUUGCGGAUGAUAGAACUGUGCUUUCUAUAAUGUCAGACAUUAUUGCAAAACAUGAGAUUACUGAAGAAUGCACACCGAGUCAAAUGAAAGAUUGUGUUGCUCUUGUGAAAAACUCUGGAAUAUCUCCAAAUGAAGUAACCUCAAAAUUGAAAUCAUCAGAUUUGAAUGUAUCAUUACGAUAUUUUAUUCCAUUCUAUCAAGAGUUUGAGGAAGUAUUAGAAAAGAGGAACCUACUCACUCAUGAAGAUUUAAUUUUUAAAAUUGUAAAAAUAUUGAAGGAAAAACCUUCUCUGCUUGGUCAAGUAUCCAACGACAUUGAAUAUUUACUUGUAGAUGAAUAUCAAGAUACUAAUGACUUGCAAUAUGAAUUUACCAAGUUGCUCGUGAAUAAGCACAAGAGAAUAUUUUGUGUUGGAGAUUCAAGUACCUCAAACAUUCUAGAUGCUAGUUUCGACAUGUUACUCGAGAAUCACUCCAAAGAUGGUUCUAAUAACUCUUCUAAAAAACCCAGUAUUGAAUCUAUCAUACUGGAUGACUCCAAGUCGAGACUCAUUUCACAAAAAGGAGGCGGACCAACAAUCACCAUCAAAGAAUUUGUGACUCACAUUGAACAAAUUAAGUUUGUAGUAGACACUAUCAAACAAGAGGUUAGCAACAACAGUAAUAGAAAAUAUGGAGAUUUUGCAAUUUUAUCCAGGUUAAAUAGUUUGUUGAAACCCUAUGAAAUUGAGCUAGGAAAGCACAAAAUACCAUUUGAAUCCAAACAAAAUGAAAACUUUUUAAAAUCUGCAUGGAUUCAGGUCCUAAUUUCAUACCUUGACACGAUAGAUAGCAUUUCGAGAGGAAAUUUAAAUAGUAGGUCACUGGAUCAUGUCACAAAUAUUCCUGAUCGAGCAAUUUUCACAGAAACAAAAUCGGCACUCAUAGACUGUCUCUCUAACGGUAUCUCUGUUUCUGAGCUUAUUGACAUUAUUGAGAAGAGAGUCAAGUACAAGCCCAGCUUGACAUUGGGACGUCAAGUUUCGUUUUUAAUUGCAAUGGAUAAUGAAGAAAAGAAAUCUGUCAUCGCUCUAUUGAAACAUCUUAUUCGGAUGAAUGAAAUGACUCAUUCGGUCUCUUCUCUGAUCCGAUACAUACUCGAUACAAUUGAUGUGACAAGUUACUUGAAACAAAAGUACACCACAAAUUACGAAACAUGUGAAAAAGACAUUGAAGAGUUCUUGCGUAUGGCUGACAAGACUGACACUCUUUCCACCUUCCUCCAAGAAAUGAAUGACGAUGACGAAUCGAAAAAUAACAAUGUCAGAAAUGGAGUCACCUUGCUCACCAUGCACUCUUCCAAAGGCUUAGAAUUCGAGUAUGUAUUUGUUACUGACCUUGUUGAUGAUAUUUGUCCACACUUUCGAUCCAAAGGAAGCUCUCGAGAGGAACAAGAAGAAAAGAGAUUACUCUUUGUGGCCAUGACUCGAGCCAAGUGGAAAAUGUAUCUUCUCUCGACAAAGACCAAACUCGCACAAGAAGAUCGAAUUGAAAUGGCUGAGCCUACACCCUGGCUGAGAGCUCUUACUAAAAAAUCCUAUAUUGAUUUUGAACCAAUUUCAAGAAAGAUAACGACGCAAAUGGAACAAGCAGAAGAUUUGGCUCUCUUCACGAAGAAUUAUUUGGAAAGUCAAAAGUUAUUGGAACAACCAAACAUAAUGACAACUGCAACGAGUCAAGUGGAGAAUCAAGGAUUCUCUUCAAAACAAGAAAAGACAAGAAGGAAAAGAGAGAAGGAUUUAUCUACUGAGAAUUCAAAGUUGUUUGCCUCUGCUAGUAGUGAUGUAAAUACUUCAUCCUCAAGUACAGCACCUAAGGGUAAUACUAGCGGUGGUUCAAUCUUUAUGAAUGCUUCACAAUAUUGCUUGAUCAAUCGAAUUCGUUUAGAAGAAGCCGAAAAUGGACAUGUCGAAAGUGAUGAUAUAGACCUUGGAGAUUUUGAAGAGAAUACUCUUCCCAAUACGCAAAAAUCACACAACCCCUCAAUCCAACAACAAGUAGAAGAAUUUGAAUUCAAGUUUUUAGAUGAAGAAGAAAAUUCAAGUCUUUCAUUGAGCUUUUCACCAAAGAUGACCACGACAACGAUCAACACCAAGCAACAGAUGAAAGAUAAAAAUAUUAAUUUGGAUGAACUUUGGUUUGAAGAUGAGGAAGAACCCAUUGAGCUCGAUGAAGAUCUUUUACAAACCAACCACUCUAAAAAACGUAAAAUGUGA
Molecule: messenger RNA, 2844 nt
Organism: Naegleria lovaniensis
Lineage: Eukaryota; Heterolobosea; Eutetramitea; Acrasida; Naegleriidae
Exons: 6
Coding region: 1-2844 (947 amino acids)
Molecular function (GO): hydrolase activity; DNA binding; ATP binding
Source: RefSeq, a predicted model, not a curated record